Messenger RNA from Prorocentrum cordatum, 498 nucleotides. The record is from the annotation of a GenBank genome assembly. NCBI's taxonomy places the organism in Eukaryota, Dinophyceae, Prorocentrales, Prorocentraceae.
AUGCGGAUCCCCGAGCCUCGCGUGCGCAGCCGCAUGUCACGCCAGCCCGCGGCCGGUGCCUUCGCGGCGCCCGAGUUGUUCCCGCGGGUGGAGCAGGCCAGCGGCAAGGCAGUGGGCAACCAGACGAGCGACAUCGAGUCCACUUCCGUCCUCUCCGUGGAGUCCUCGAUGCUUCCCGGGGCCUGCCUUGGGCUCCACGGGACCAGUGCUAUGGUCGGUGAGGCCGAGCGGCCCCCCUGCACCUUGCUUGGGCACAAUCGUCUCAGCGGCGAGGACCGCAAGGAGGAUCUGACGAGUCCUGGCCAGGGCAUCUCCCGCAGGCCGCCCGUCUUCGACGAGCGUGAGAGGAUCCCGUGCUCCCCUGGCCCCAGCCAGUUCGGCCGCGAGCCGGCUAGGCCCACGCUACCCGGAGAGGGGGCGCCCAGCCAGGCUCGCCGCCGCCACGCCAUUAGGUCGCUGUCGGCAAUGGGUGGGAGGCGCCUGGCCUCCAGCAGCUGA